AUGCCACCCAAGACUAGCGGUAAGGCCGCCAAGAAAUCCGGCAAGGCCCAGAAGAACAUCUCCAAGUCGGACUCGAAGAAAAAGAAGAAGCAUAAGCGCAAGGAGAGCUACGCCAUUUACAUCUACAAGGUGCUCAAGCAGGUCCACCCCGACACCGGUAUCUCCAGCAAGGCCAUGUCGAUCAUGAACUCUUUCGUGAACGACAUCUUCGAGCGCAUCGCCGCCGAGGCCUCCCGCCUCGCUCACUACAACAAGAGGUCCACCAUCACCAGCAGGGAGGUGCAGACAUCCGUGAGGCUCUUGCUGCCCGGUGAGCUCGCCAAGCACGCCGUCAGUGAAGGCACCAAGGCCGUCACCAAGUACACCAGCUCCAAAUUGACAAUGGCCCGUACCAAGCAGACCGCUCGUAAAUCCACCGGUGGUAAAGCGCCCCGCAAACAGCUCGCCACCAAGGCGGCCCGCAAGAGCGCGCCCGCCACCGGCGGCGUCAAGAAGCCCCAUCGUUACAGGCCCGGCACCGUCGCCCUCCGUGAGAUCCGUCGCUACCAGAAGAGCACUGAGCUUCUGAUCCGCAAGCUGCCCUUCCAGCGUCUGGUGCGUGAGAUCGCUCAGGACUUCAAGACCGAUCUGCGCUUCCAGAGCUCUGCCGUUAUGGCUCUCCAGGAGGCCAGCGAGGCUUACCUCGUCGGUCUCUUCGAGGACACCAACCUGUGCGCUAUCCACGCCAAGCGUGUGACCAUCAUGCCCAAGGACAUCCAGCUGGCUCGCAGGAUCCGCGGUGAACGUGCCUAA
Molecule: messenger RNA, 792 nt
Organism: Cydia strobilella
Lineage: Eukaryota; Metazoa; Arthropoda; Insecta; Lepidoptera; Tortricidae
Product: histone H3-like
Exons: 2
Coding region: 1-792 (263 amino acids)
Cellular component (GO): nucleosome
Molecular function (GO): protein heterodimerization activity; structural constituent of chromatin; DNA binding
Source: RefSeq, a predicted model, not a curated record